This is a messenger RNA of Phaedon cochleariae (mustard beetle), 243 nucleotides long. The record is from the annotation of a GenBank genome assembly. NCBI's taxonomy places the organism in Eukaryota, Metazoa, Arthropoda, Insecta, Coleoptera, Chrysomelidae.
AUGGCUGAAAGUAGUGGUAAUGUUGUAGUGUUGAAUAGUGUAAAUACUCAAAAACAGUCAAGUGUUGGACAAAAUACGGAUUUAUCAGAGGAAACCAACUCGCAAAAAGAUAGUGAACUGCCUCUGGAUACCCUACCUGUUAGCCCUCCACAGGCUACCAGAACCGGCACCACUGGACCAAUUUUGGAUCUCAAUUUGAACAAUACCAAUGGUGAUUCAAGUAAGUGCCUUUCAUUCAUUUAA